Molecule: messenger RNA, 687 nt
Organism: Drosophila virilis
Lineage: Eukaryota; Metazoa; Arthropoda; Insecta; Diptera; Drosophilidae
Gene: mRpL40
Product: mitochondrial ribosomal protein L40
Cellular component (GO): mitochondrial large ribosomal subunit; mitochondrial ribosome
Source: RefSeq, a predicted model, not a curated record
GAUAUACUUCAAUGAAACACCGACGGUAAGAAGCAGCACAUUACGCAAACGGUAUUUCGGCUUUUAGCUCAAUUGUUUACUAAAAAUGUCGCUCCUCAGCGCAAUAUCCAGGUUGAGUCUGCAGAGCAGCAGUCUUGCCGCACGUUGCCUUCACACAACGCCCGUACUGUGCGCUGAACCGUUAAAGAAAAAGAAAAAACUUGACCCGCAGAUAAUAAAACAGAGAGAGGACCGCAAGAAAAAGAAAAUCGAAAAGCAAAUACGUAGGCUUGAAAGGAAUGCGCGUCAACUUAAGCCGGUGGAAGAACUGGAGGUGCCUUUAGAUUUAAUUGACGACAAGGCGAAACGGGAACGAAAGCUUACACCUUUGGGCAUCGCGGAGCUAGAACAGCGUGCACUUCUUAAGAAACAAUGGGCGCACUACAAGCACGAUGAGAAGGUGGCAGAUUUCCAAAUCAUUGACCGCUUGCUGCAGUCUCAAAACAAAACGCUAGAGGAACUACGUCGUGAGUCCGAGGAGCUUUACCAAGCUGCUAUAGAAAUAGACACGAAACUGUUGCCGGUCGCUGUGAAAGGGCCUGUCGCAACGCCUCCUAUCAAAAACUAUGUAAGCCCCGAUGGCGACUACAUACACCAGUCCAUGAAGUGGGAAUAAACGGGAUUUUUGUCUAAUUAGGGAAAAAAAAA